Messenger RNA from Volvox carteri f. nagariensis, 1920 nucleotides. RefSeq lists its product as uncharacterized. The transcript is spliced from 14 exons. The record is from RefSeq and is a predicted model, not a curated record. NCBI's taxonomy places the organism in Eukaryota, Viridiplantae, Chlorophyta, Chlorophyceae, Chlamydomonadales, Volvocaceae. The coding region runs from base 1 to 1920 and encodes 639 amino acids. Gene Ontology annotation, biological process: ammonium transmembrane transport; ammonium homeostasis. Gene Ontology annotation, cellular component: membrane. Gene Ontology annotation, molecular function: ammonium channel activity.
AUGGCUGUCGGCUCGUGCGACGAAGUUCUCUUUGCGCGUGUGCUUGCCCUCCUUGGCGGGGACGCGGCGACAGCGAGGUCUAUAUGCGGGGCACCCGAUGUGGCGAUACUGGGGGCGGACGGCGCUGUGACGCGCUGGAUGGUGGGCCAAUGGCGGACGACCCAGCAGGCGUUACAGCAGGUGCAAAACGGUCUCAAUGUCAGCUUUGUGCUGACGUCAGCCUACCAGAUCUUCGUAAUGCAACUCGGCUUUGCGCUAUUUGCUGCUGGUGUGGUGCGCCCCAAAAACAUUGUGGCCAUCUUUCUGAAGAACUUAUUCGACACUUGCAUCGCGGGCAUUGUCUUUUACCUGGUGGGGUACGCCUUCGCGUUCGGGGCCAAGGACGGCGACGCCAACGGCUUUAUUGGGAACUGGAACUUCGCGCUGAGCUCUUCAGGGGCCGGCGCGGGUCGUAGCGGAGAUGGGCCGCAGCCGUGGCACCUCUUCGUGUGGAACUGGUCCUUCUGCUCGGCAGCUACGACCAUUUUGUCAGGGUCUAUCGCAGAACGAGGUACCUUUGUGGCGUACAGCAUCUACGCGGCUGUGAUGCCUUCGUGGGUCUAUCCCGUGGUGGCGCACUGGCUUUGGUCCCCUUUUGGUUGGCUGAGCGUGCGAAAUGGGCCGAACCGCAUCUUGGGCAUCGGUGCAAUCGACUACGCCGGGUCAGGGGUGGUACAUCUGGUGGGCGGUACCGCGGCGCUUGUCGGCUCUUUCAUGGUGGGCCCACGGGUCGGUCGUUUCGGUGGCGACGGCAUCUCCCCGCAAGUAUAUCGCGCCACCGCCGCACCCCAGCUAUACCUCAUGGGCACCUUACUGCUGUGGUUUGGGUGGUACGGCUUCAACCCGGGGUCUCGUCUUCAGAUUGCGGAUGAUGUGUCGUCGAUGGUAGUGGGCCGUACAGCCGUCGUCACGACACUGUCCGCAUGCGCCGGCGCGCUAACCGGCCUGCUGCUGUCGUACACCCGGCACAAGGUCUGGGACCUCCUUUCCACCUGCGUUGGGGCGCUGGCGGGACUUGUAUCCGUCACUUCGGGCUGCUCCGUACUCGAACCCUGGGCCGCCAUCAUCUGCGGCAUUAUCGCGACCUUUGUGUGCGAGGCGGGUGACGAUUUAUUGGAGCGGUUUAAGAUCGACGACCCCGUGUCGGCUUUCCCGCUCCACGGUCUGGGCGGCGCCUGGGGUCUGAUCUUCACGGGCCUUAUGGCCAAGGAAUCCUAUAUCCAGCAGGUGUACGGCGUAGCACCGGGCGGGCACCGCAUGGGAUUGUUCUACGGCGGUCAUGCCCAGCUGCUGCUGUGCCAGUCCAUAGCGGUGGCGGUCAUCGCGGGCUGGACCCUAACCAACAUGAUAGUGCUGUUCUACGUACUCAAGCGCGCACGUAUCCUGCGAGUACCCGCGGACAAGGAGGUGGCCGGAAUGGACCUCACGGAGUGCGGCCAGUUCAACGCCAGAGGGGCCGUGCACCUGCAAAGCUCUAAACUGUUGACCAUGAAAGGCGACAUCCUCCUGUCUGCAUUCUCUGUGGAAAGGCGAAUCAACGGCAUCACAGGAUUCGAUGUUUCCUUAAGAAACAGGUCAACCUCACACGCACACGCGGGGCUGAUUAUGGCCUGUGUACCCGCCGACGGCACCGCCGCCGUCGUCACCAGCGCCACCGCCGCUGGUGGCAGCGCCGCCGCUGUCGCCAUUGCAAGCGACGCCAGCGCCGCCGGUAUCAGCACCAUCAACAGCUGCGGUUGCGCAGAUGCAGUCGGCGACUGUGGUGGUACCGUCAACGCCGCAGCUGCACUGAUGGUUACGGAUGCUCCUCCGCCAACACCAGAUCGGGAUGGAUCUGUCCAUGUGAGUUGUUGCAGCAAUGCAAUGUGCCGAACUGGCUGA